This is a messenger RNA of Pseudogymnoascus verrucosus, 1627 nucleotides long. RefSeq names its product translation elongation factor Tu (gene TUF1). Gene Ontology annotation, cellular component: mitochondrion. Gene Ontology annotation, molecular function: translation elongation factor activity; GTPase activity; GTP binding. The record is from RefSeq and is a predicted model, not a curated record. The coding region runs from base 77 to 1411 and encodes 444 amino acids. Lineage: Eukaryota; Fungi; Ascomycota; Leotiomycetes; Thelebolales; Thelebolaceae. Gene Ontology annotation, biological process: mitochondrial translational elongation. The transcript has 4 exons.
ACGUCUCGCGAUUUCCGAAUACGGUCCAUCAAUCUUUCCAUCUUCUUUCCUUUCUGUACUUAUAGCUUGGGUCAGGAUGCCGGCCUUUACCAGAUCAAUUGUUCCUUUCUUGCGGACCGCAAGGGCUGCUACUCAGCAACGCAAUGCUGUCAGCCCAUUGCACCAUGCGUUGAAGCGCGGAAAUGGAGUUGACUCCAUGCGCAUGUACGCAGCUGCUUUCGAGCGUACCAAGCCCCAUGUAAACAUUGGAACGAUUGGCCACGUCGAUCACGGAAAGACCACCCUCACAGCCGCCAUCACAAAGCGUCAAGCCGAGAAGGGUCUUGCCAACUUCCUCGACUAUGGUUCUAUCGACAAGGCUCCCGAGGAGCGCAAGCGUGGUAUCACCAUCGCGACAUCCCACGUCGAAUACGCUACCGAGGAGAAGCAUUACUCCCACGUCGACUGCCCCGGUCACGCCGAUUACAUCAAGAACAUGAUUACUGGUGCCGCCAACAUGGACGGUGCGAUUAUCGUCGUUGCUGCUUCGGAUGGACAAAUGCCCCAGACAAGAGAGCAUCUGCUCUUGGCCCGCCAAGUCGGUGUCCAGAAGAUCGUUGUCUUCGUCAACAAGGUCGAUGCCCUCGAGGACCCAGAGAUGUUGGAGCUUGUCGAGAUGGAGAUGCGUGAGCUUCUUUCCACCUACGGAUUUGAGGGUGAUGAGACCCCUAUCAUUCUUGGCUCAGCACUUUGCGCCAUGGAGGGACGCCGCCCAGAGAUUGGAGAGCAGAAGAUUGACGAGCUGAUGAAGGCUGUCGACACCUGGAUCCCAACUCCCGUCCGUGAGCUUGACAAACCCUUCCUGAUGUCUGUCGAGGAUGUGUUCUCCAUUCCCGGCCGUGGCACCGUCGCCUCGGGACGUGUUGAGCGUGGUACCCUCAAGAAGGAUGCCGAGGUUGAGAUCGUCGGCAAGGGCGACACCCCAAUCAAGACCAAGGUUACCGAUAUCGAGACCUUCAAGAAGUCCUGCGAGGAGUCGAGGGCAGGAGAUAACUCUGGUCUUCUCCUCCGUGGUGUUAAGCGUGAGGAUAUCCGUAGAGGUAUGGUUAUCGCUGCCCCUGGAUCCCAGAAGGCACACAAGUCUUUCCUGACUUCGAUGUACGUCCUCACCAAGGAGGAGGGUGGACGCCACACUGGUUUCCACGAGAACUACCGCCCACAGAUGUUCAUCCGCACUGCUGAUGAGUCUGCUACCUUCACCUGGCCCGAGGGAACUGAGGAUGCGCACUCCAAGAUGGUCAUGCCAGGUGACAACGUCGAGAUGAAGUGUGAUAUCCACACCCCUGUUGCCGUCGAGGCCGGUCAACGCUUCAACGUCCGCGAGGGAGGCCGCACUGUUGCUACUGGACUUAUCACUCGCAUUCUCAAGUAGAUGUGUAGAUCUGGCCGGUUGUGUUAUUAGAAUUGGUGGGCGAACUGUGUUGUAUAAUUGGCAUUUUAGCACGGAAAAGGAGUACCCGAUAUAUGUUUGUUACGGCUGACUCGACGGCCUAUUGCAAUACCUCCCCUCUACUUUCGAACAUGUAUUAUCUUUCUGUACUAUAGUGGGCUCAGAGCUCGUGUCAUAUCAACAAAUCGCCUCGUUUUG